GCUGGGCAAUGCCAUGUCAGAGGACUACCUUCUGUGAUACACACUGCCCGGGUCUGCACAGCUGCCGGGAGUGUGACGUGCAAACUAGGUUAUGCGAUUUCAUAUACAACCCCGCUAGCGCCCUCUAGUGCUCGCUUCCUGCAGUGUUCUUCUAACGUUACACGAUGUGACCAAUCACCUAGCAGGAAGUUGCCGAUCUGACCAAUCAUGAGGCGCAGUGACAAGGAACAGGAAGUGGCAGCGGCUGGGGAAAGAUGAGAAGAGAGGAGCUGGCAGUGCGAGGAUCAGUCUAUGGACGGGAGUUCUGCUUCGGUGAGGAUCGGAAGCCUUACAGAUGUGAGAUCGGAUACUGCUGCGGGGACGCCGAGUGCUGCACAUACUACUAUGAGCUGUGGUUGAUGCUUCAUCAGUACAAUUAUGUUGGGUUCUGGUUGGCCUGGACUCUCAUUAUCCUGGCUGGAUGUUGUUGUGCCUGUCGUCAUCGCAGAGUUAAACUGAGACACCAACAUGAGCUGAGACAACGUGAGAUCAGCCUCAUGGCCUACCAGGGGUUUACGCCACCUGCUGCUACUUUAGAACCCUGGCCCAACUGCAAGCUGCCUACCUAUGAUGAAGUGACACAGGAUCCCCCCACUCCCCCACCACCCUACAGCGAGAUUCUGGAUGAGGUUCCCACAGGUGAAGGGAAUCCUACUGAAGCCAGCAUCACAAAUCUGGACCAAGCAUGGUCCCACCACGGAGAACCUUCGCCUGAGGCACAGGGGUCUACAGUAGACCAUAGCCAGCCACACCAUGACCAUAUGGAGCAAGAGAGCCUAAGUGCCUUGGAGAGAAGACGUCAUGUCACGGGUGACUCUGGGAUUGUACUGUGCGAUGAGAAGGUGGCGUGCAUGAGUGAGAGAGAAGAGACUGCAUUGUGUAGAGGUUAUAUCAGUGUGGAUACUGGUGCAUCCACUGCAUGAGAGGUAGAUAGGCUCUAGGGGGUCAUACAUGAUGGAAGGGGCUGUACUCCCCAAGGACAUUUACUUACAAGGGCUGUUACUCCAGGGGGAGCAGAGGCCUCGCCAACCCUGACGACCCUCUUUCUUGGCACUAUUCUUGCACUGACGGCAUCUUCUUGCAGAGCUUUUGCACUUUGUUUUUGUUUGUGAGUGGAUUUGAUAGAGAAUAUGAGUUUGUAUUUACAUUUUUUUUUUUUGUAUAGAAUUAGACACACUUUGUUAUAGACAUCAUAAGGUUACGUAAUAUUGUAACUCAUCCAUCAGUACAUGGUCUCAAAGGGGAGAGAGCUAUGUCUGCUUAUCUGAGAAUACGGAAAAUAAACCAGCUCAUUUCAAACCCUGUGAA
Molecule: messenger RNA, 1347 nt
Organism: Pseudophryne corroboree (corroboree frog)
Lineage: Eukaryota; Metazoa; Chordata; Amphibia; Anura; Myobatrachidae
Product: WW domain-binding protein 1-like
Exons: 5
Coding region: 255-962 (235 amino acids)
Source: RefSeq, a predicted model, not a curated record